AAGAAACAAAUAAAAUUAGAAUUUGUGCAGAGCAGAAUGUAGAAGGUGAACCUCUAUCUCUUUAUCCCGAGAAAAUCACAAGGAAAAGAAAAAAAAGCAAUGGGCUUUCUAAUGUGGAGCUCUAGCUCUUGCUUUGUCCAGCCUUCUCUCUCCUACCCUCUUUCUUCUUCUUCUUCUUCACGAUCCAUUUUCUUCCACUCUCCUUCCCCGAAAAAUGCUGAGCCCAAGAGAAGGGGCACUAUCCCAAUGGCCUCCAUGAACCAGGACGAGUCAAGUUGUAGGUAUCCCUUGCAACGGAGGGCCAUUCUCUUUGUGGGUAUUUCAGUUCUUCCCUUGUUACGACUCAGGGCCAGAGCUCUUGACGGUUUGGCCACAAAAGAAGCUGAGGUAAAGACAUCCGAGGGGAACCAAAUAGCUGAGCAGGCACUUCAAAAGGACACUCCACCAAAUGCAUUUGUUUCUCUCCUGAAUGGGAUUGGAAUACUGAGUUCUGGUGUGCUUGGUGCUCUCUAUGCCUCAGCUCAGAAAGAAAAAACAGAAAAUAAUGCAACAAUUGAAGCUAUGAAGACCAAAAUAAAACAGAAGGAAUCUGCUAUCACCACAUUAGAGAAGAAUUUUGAAUCAAAGCUACUCACCGAACAGAAAGAGAGAACUGAGCAACUUAGAAAGGCUAAGGAAGAACAGCUGUCUCUCGUAGACCAACUAAAUUUGGCGAACAGUACAGUUGCAGGAUUGGGACAAGAGCUAAAUAAUGAGAAGAAAUUCAUAGAGGAACUUAAAUUCCAAAUAAAAAGUCUUGAAACUGAUCUUUCUAAGGUGACUCAAGAUAAGAAGAUCUUUGAAGAAGAUCUGAAGGAGAAGUUUGAGCUGAUUGGUGUCCUAGAAGGAAGAAUAAAUUUACUGAACACAGAGGUGAGGGAUAAAGAAGAUAAUGUUCAAAAUCUCAGAUCUUCUCUUGCUAAUAAGGAGUUAGAGUUGAACAACAUGAAGACUACCAAUGAGCAAAUAAAUGAUGAACUAACUCAUGCACGUUCAGGAAUCCAUCAUCUGAAGGAUGAAAUUGUGAAAAAUCAAAAUGAAAUAGAGUUUAAGAACUCUGUUGUUGAGGAAUUAAAUGCAACUGUAAGUUCUUUAAAUAUUGAGAAGGAUCAUCUGGAGAAGAAACUUGAUGCUGUUCAGAAGGAAUACAAUGAGUUAAAGUUAUCAUCUGAAAAGAAGGCAGCCUUGGAUGCUAGGGUUUUGGGAGAAAAAGAAGAAGAGCUUCAGCUGCUAAAAGAAAAGCUUGCACUUGCUACAAGUGAGACUAGUCAAAACGAGGAAAUAAUUGCUAAAUUGACUCAAGAGAAUGAAAAGUUGAGGAAAAUGCUGGAUGAAGAAUCAAACAAGGUAAAUAUUCUGAAACACGAGCUCCAUGCUACACACGAAAGUCUUGCAAAAUCAAGAGACGAGGCCUCUGAUCUGGAAAAACAGUUAAUAAAGUCGAAUAAAUUGUGCAAGGAACUUGAGGCUGAGGUUUCUAGAGUUCAGUCUGAGUUUACCAAAGUUAGCGAUACAUUGAAAAGGAGUCUUGAUGAGGCUAAACAGAGUGGUGAGGAGUUAGCUGGUGAGCUAACUUCAGUGAAGGAGCUUAUGAAGAAGACAAAAGAGAAGCUACAAAAUGUGUCUCUUGAACUGGCAACUGUUGUGGAAGACCGUAAUAGCCUGCAGCAAGAACUCGUUGAUGUCUACAAAAAGGCUGAAAGUGCUGCCAGUGAUUUGAAAGAAGAGAAAAAAACCGUAUCCACUUUGAACAAAGAACUACAAGGCCUGGAGAAGCAGAUAGCAAAGGAUAAGGACUCUAGAAAAUCUCUUGAAACAGACUUAGAAGAGGCUAUCAAAUCACUUGAUGAGAUGAACCGAAAUGCAAUGACACUUUCUAGAGAUUUAGAGAAGGCAAACUCUCGAAUUUCUGAGCUUGAAGAUGAGAAACAGGUGCUCUACAAGACCCUAACAGAGCAAAAGAACGCGUCCAAAGAGGCCCGAGAAAACAUGGAAGAUGCCCAUAACAUGGUGAUGAGACUUGGCAGUGAAAGGGAGACUUUGGAUAAGAAAGCAAAGAAACUUGAAGAGGAUUUAUCUUCAGCCAAGGGUGAAAUAUUGCGGUUAAGGAGUCAAAUGAGCUCAUCAAAGGCUGUUGUAAAUAAUAAGAAAACUGUAACUGAAAAUGUUGAAGCUGAAGAAGACAAAGACAAGGAGAAAGACAAAGUCAAAGUAACUGCCAAGAGAACUGUCCGAAGGAGGAAAGCUAGUUCACAAUGAGAUAGUUAGCAGCAGUACCCUCUGCAGAGUAUUUCUCCAUCAUCUUGUUGUAAUAGUUUUUCAAGGCAUCUGACCAUUUUUUUUUCCUACCCAAAUAAGAGCUGCAAUGUAUAAAUUAGUGAGACUUUAUGACAUUAGUGAAACAAAUACUAUUGUAUGAUAAUUCUUUUCACAA
Messenger RNA from Humulus lupulus (European hop), 2473 nucleotides. RefSeq names its product MAR-binding filament-like protein 1-1. The record is from RefSeq and is a predicted model, not a curated record. Bases 100 to 2298 code for a protein of 732 amino acids. Gene Ontology annotation, cellular component: condensin complex; condensed chromosome; chromatin. NCBI's taxonomy places the organism in Eukaryota, Viridiplantae, Streptophyta, Magnoliopsida, Rosales, Cannabaceae. Gene Ontology annotation, molecular function: chromatin binding. Gene Ontology annotation, biological process: mitotic chromosome condensation. The transcript has 4 exons.